Dentiscutata erythropus is the source of this 148-nucleotide messenger RNA. NCBI's taxonomy places the organism in Eukaryota, Fungi, Glomeromycota, Glomeromycetes, Diversisporales, Gigasporaceae. The record is from the annotation of a GenBank genome assembly.
AGAAAAGAGCAGUAUCUUAAAGUCUUGUGACGCCAGCAUUAGCUAUCUAACAGAUAAAGAAAAUAUAAACCCAAAAAAGAUAACUACAGACUCAUUAGAGAAAAAAGAGGUUUUUGGAUCUAAACGCAAACUUAACAACAACUAUUAA